Molecule: messenger RNA, 1192 nt
Organism: Camellia sinensis
Lineage: Eukaryota; Viridiplantae; Streptophyta; Magnoliopsida; Ericales; Theaceae
Source: RefSeq, a predicted model, not a curated record
CACUGCCACUGCCACUGCCACCACCGUCGCCGACACCAAUCCAUAUCUCCAUGGCUGACAACAACAACUGCCGCCCCCUCAAAAUCAUAGCCGGAGCAGACUCCUUCGGCUGCACCCUCAAGGACGCCCUCGUUUCCCACCUCCGCUCUCUCAGCAUCGACGUCGAAGAUCUCCCCACCGACAAAUACUACUCUGUCGGCGAAGAAAUCGGCCGCCGCGUCUCCGCCGCCUCCAUCACCACCACCGAGACACGCGGCCUCGUCGCCUGCGGCACCGGCGUCGGCGUCUCCAUCUUCGCCAACAAAUUCCCCGGCGUCUACGCCGCCACCUGCCUCACCGCCGGCGACGCCGAGAACACCCGCUCCAUCAACAACUGCAACGUCCUUGCCGUCUCCGGCAUGUCCACCUCCCCCGAAUCCGCCAUUGAAAUCCUCGACACCUGGCUCAACACCCCCUUCAGAUCUCCAUGCCCUGCCUCCGAUUCCAAACCCUGGCCCCCUGAAAUCGAUUCCUUUCUCGACAACUCAAUCCCCGAAAUGUCAAAAAUCGGACCCAAUUUCCCAACAACCGAAUCAGACACCUGUGCAAUCUGUUGCCUGACUAAGACCCGAGAGUUCACUCCGAUUGAGGUAAUGCCUGGUGGGUCGAUGAAGAUACUCAGAGAGACACCUACCUCGGCGAUUGUGAGGUUCAAGGCUGGGAGUGUAGAGCCGGCUCAUCACCACACGUUUGGGCAUGAUUUGGUGGUGCUGAAGGGUAGCAAGAGGGUGUGGAAUUUGAGCAAGAAGGAGAAUUAUGAUCUGGGUGUUGGUGAUUUCUUGUUUACGCCGGCUGGGGAUGUGCAUCGAGUGAAGUAUUUUGAGGAUACUGAGUUUUUCAUCAAGUGGGAUGGACAUUGGGAUCUUUUGUUGGAUGAGGAUAUUGAUACUGCCAAUGCUGCUAUUCAGAAGGAGAUUUAGUUGGGUGGGUUGAUGUGAAAAUGGAGGUAUGUUUGAUUUGAUUUUCACUUGUCUUUGAAUAAUGCUGGUGAUGCGUUUUUUUCUGUAUCAGUAAUUCUGCUAUGGUUCAGGUGUUAUAGACGUAUGCUUUUGUGUAUGUUGGAUACUUGGUCUGUUGUUGAGUAAGGGUUUGCUUAGCUUUGUAUAUAAUAUAUGUUGUUAUGAAUGAAGCUCUGCUUUUUUAGUUGUUGAUA